ACAGAUGCUCAAUGCUCAAAUUUUUUUCGAAUUUUUCUGUUUUCGAAUAUCAAUUGUUUUACCUGAGUUAUUUGUUUACAAUAUUGGCUAUUUGUAUGGUGCUGUUUGCUCGUUUGCUUGCUAACAUAAUCCUAAUCGAAUAAAUUUGUUUAUUAUUUGAAAAACUAAUUAACACUACUAUGGCUUCAACAAUGGCUAACGAAAAUUAUUUUGAUCAAAUAAAUUGUGCACUUGUAUCCGUUUGGAAUAAUGGUACAUUUCUAUUCUCUUGUCGUAAUAUUGAUAAAGCUGAAACUAUUCGGGUAUUUCGUGAUCGUGCUCAAGAUUGGCUUCGAGUAAUCAUUCAACAGGUAUAUAUUGGUGACAAUUUGAUCGAAAAUAUUGAUCAAAGAUUGGAUGAAAUAACUGAGAUUGAAGAGUUAAUUGAAGAUAAUGCUAUAACGGUUACAUUUUUGGCUAAUUUUGCAACUAUUCCUUGUUUAACAAUGAAUCCAAUGAGUGAAGCAAGUUUCAAUUCAACACAAGUUUCAAUGUUUGCUAUUGAUCGAACUCAUGGUGAUGGUAAUCCACAAUUUUUUGGUACAGCCAAUAUAAAUCGACCUCGUGUAUCGCAUUGUGUUCCAUUAGAGAUGGUUAUCAAUAUGCCAGGAAAUUUUGACAAUCCUACUAUUGAAUACAUUAAUUUCAUAUUGAUGUCAAAUAUCGAUUGUGGUUUGCUGCAAUUCUAUCUUCAAGACGUUAACAGAGAUUUGACAAUUGGAUUUAUCAAAAAUGAAUUUGAAAAACAAUAUAAUUUAGAAAUUGAGGAAGUAGUUAUUGCCGGCUAUCAAAUGCAGGAUGAUUUUACUUUUUUUAAUUAUCCAAUUUUCAACAAUGAAAUACAUUAUGUAUUUUUUAAGGCUUCAUUUUUUACUUUAAUCAAUUGA
Dermatophagoides pteronyssinus (European house dust mite) is the source of this 926-nucleotide messenger RNA. RefSeq lists its product as uncharacterized. The record is from RefSeq and is a predicted model, not a curated record. NCBI's taxonomy places the organism in Eukaryota, Metazoa, Arthropoda, Arachnida, Sarcoptiformes, Pyroglyphidae.